Acanthaster planci (crown-of-thorns starfish) is the source of this 2232-nucleotide messenger RNA. RefSeq lists its product as uncharacterized. Lineage: Eukaryota; Metazoa; Echinodermata; Asteroidea; Valvatida; Acanthasteridae. The record is from RefSeq and is a predicted model, not a curated record.
UCAACUGUACACACGUCGAUCGCAAACCCUUCGCACUCCUGGCGAACAAAACUCGAUGCGGUGACAGCUUCCAAAGGCACUGGCAUUCGUCGACGUUACAAAAAAAGCGAGAAAAUCACCAAGUAUUUGUGACAAUGUCUAGGAGAAAUGGCCAUCGAUAUUGUUGGCGAACGAGAGACAUGUUACUUUUGGUGUUGUUCCACGCGUGCUGCUUCCAGUUGAAAACUGGUCACUGUGCACUCCGAGAUUUGUCAAUCAUUGGCAAGCAGGCAUCACAAAGUACGAGUCAUAAUUCUGGGAUAUUCCCUGCAAGCGCUGCUGUCGACAAUGACAACCAAACGUUCUCACAUACCGCUAAUGCAGGCGACAUCCAUCCUUGGUGGAGGGUGGAUCUCGGCGCUGAAUACUGCAUAGGAGAAAUCAACGUCAUAACUCGACAAGGAUGCUGUGGCCAGCAUCGCUUCACCGCUGCCGUGGCGAGAGCGGGGCUGAGUUCAAACUACGCCAGGAACCAACCGUGCAGCUCUCCGGUCCCAAGAGCCCAAGCCACAGAUGGAGCCACGAUUACCUUCCCAUGUGCACCGGCUCGGAUGGCUCGAUACGUCACCUUGGACAUAGACUCGUCCCGCCAAGAAGUGACAUACGCACUUCUGCAGUUGGCUGAGGUUAUGGUGCGAGAACACGUAAACGACCUCACUACGGCUCAGCCUUUUGGUAAAUCUCUCAGUCGCAUGACCAACACCUUCUUCAAACUGCAUAAGGGAGCCCUGAUCGCAAACUCCCUUCCCCUGGCGACCAAUGUGGCCGUUUCUCUGACGAGGUGUGCCCGGUACUGCUCCAAAGAUGUCCGCUGUUUCUCCUUCGACUUUGCGCCAGGAGACGGUCAGUGUCGAAUCCACAGCCUCAACACAUUCGACAUAGCGAUGACUCCAAGCGAGAAUUUCUCAGUUUGGGUACGUUCAGACGAGGUGGUGCAAAAUAUUUGAGCUUAGAGAUUUUGAAGCUUCAUUGGACUCGCGUGUGGAAUAGACCCAAGUGUGUUAUCAUGCAUAGUAAAUUAAACCUUCGGAAAAAACAAAAAUUGAGUGUAAUGAUUUCGUUACCAGGUUGGAAGACGUGUCUGAUUAAAGUUUGUUUUAAGAAAACUACACAUCGUUUGAGUAUUUUAAUGGGCGAGUGACCAUCAUCUUGAAUUGUAGGAAUGUUCUUAAAUACGCCAAAAUGAAGCAAAAGAUGGCUUUGCAAGUUAUACACAGACGGAGGGCGCCCUCUCCGGCCAUUCUGUGAUUUUUCUGUUUCGUAACAUGCAACAUGGCGGCGUCCUUGUACGUUCUUCGCGGGUUAAUGUUUGGAUUGGACUGAAUUCUUUUUUGUUUAAAAAGGACAUUCAUAUUUUUGUAAUGAAAAUUGAUAUUAAUAGUAAUUGUCUCCGGCUUUGUAAGCCAUCUCGCUAUAUUUCCGGCUUUAUCUAAAAAUCAAAAUCUCACUAUUGUACUUCUGCAAAACCACAACGAGGAGGUGGUGUGUGAUCCUGUUCCGGAAACAAUGUUCUUUGGUUGUGUUCCUGUCGCUCGAGCGCGAGAACAGUGUCAAGAACAGGCCUCCCGAACUCGACUUUUAGGAUUUAUAAGUGACGGCGAUUUAUCGAGUCAAAACCAUCAUUAGUUUCAUGGUUCCCGAUAGGAUGCUGUAUAACGUUUGAAAUUAUGCACUUAAAUGGCUUGGUGUGCAUCUUAGUUCACGUCGAUACAAUUUUCAUACACUAGCCUACAUUCACGUGACCGUGUCUCAACCGACCAGGAUUAAGAAUAAGCAAGAGAUGUGUCAGUUUUAAUGUUGCCAAAGCCCAAGAAUUAUGUACGAGAUAAUAAUAAUGAUAAAUAAUAACGCACCGUUUCCAUAAAAAUGAUCAACGGCGCAUUAAUAAAGGUACAACUUAAGGAAAUAAAUGGAUAUUUAAGUAAUGAAUGAAUGAGAUAGGUCACCCACACUCUUGUUAUGGUUAUUUUGAGUAUAUUAGUAAUAUGCAUCACAAUGAAAAUAAGCUGUGGAAGGAAAUCCAUUAGAUUACUGACAACGGUACCAAUAGUGUUCACCAGCUCUUCACUGGUGGUAAGGUAACCCAGUGUAAUAUCCCGGCUACCGAAGGACCUAAUGCCAAGUUUAUGGAAAGUAACGUUGUUCUCUAUACCCUCUUGAACUUCACCUUUUAACCCGGCUACUUUUGGGAAU